Messenger RNA from Oncorhynchus nerka (sockeye salmon), 4293 nucleotides. RefSeq names its product tripartite motif-containing protein 46-like. Gene Ontology annotation, molecular function: zinc ion binding; protein binding. Gene Ontology annotation, cellular component: main axon. Lineage: Eukaryota; Metazoa; Chordata; Actinopteri; Salmoniformes; Salmonidae. Gene Ontology annotation, biological process: microtubule bundle formation; anterograde synaptic vesicle transport; neuron migration. The transcript is spliced from 12 exons. The record is from RefSeq and is a predicted model, not a curated record. Bases 415 to 2781 code for a protein of 788 amino acids.
CUGAAUCGUGGCAGAAUUUCCGAGGCUGAUGUGAUUCGGUAAAUGAAGGUUGAGAGACGACUAGGUGGGGAGUAGCCUACCAAGCGCAUAAUCUGGCAGGAUUUGGAAUGGUGUGUGUAUUUUCAUGUUCGCUUUCAUUUCAUUUGGUUACAAAUUCCAUUUCUCUCUUCCAUUUGGCUUCAUUUUUUAUUUUAAGGUUUUUUUGGAGGUUGUAGGCUCAUGCGCAUGCGUCCAUUUCUAAUAAUGCGCAAAUGUCUAUUAUGGCUAAAUACGCUAUAUUGAUCCAGGAGUUAUGAAUAUCUAUUUUGCCGUUUUUGCCUUCAUGGCACCUGUUGUUAUUGUUAUGAUAACGGCAGGCCUAUCAUGUCUAAUUCAUCGAAGGAGGCACAAUCGGAUUGAACGCUCACUUCUUCAAUGAUGGACGCUCUGGUUCGUAUUAGUUCUAACAUGAAGAGCAUGGAGCGCGAGCUGCAUUGCCCGGUGUGUAAGGAGAUCGUCAAGCAGCCCGUGGUCCUGCCGUGUCAGCACAGCGUCUGUCUGAUGUGUGCCUCCGAGGUUCUGGUUCAAAAUGGCUACCCUCCUCCGGAGUUGCCGCCCGAGCCCAACUCUCCUGCCUCCACCCCCAACACCCGCUCUCCCCACCAGGCACGCAGGCCCAUGCCCAGCAAGGCCGACCAUCGACCCAUUGACCGCGUGCUACGUUCAGGAUUUGGGACCUAUCUGUCGCCGGGGCGACGGCGUAAGGAACCACCCCAUGCAAUGUUAUUUCCAUGCCCGCCCUGUGGGAGGGAGGUAGAGCUGGGAGAGAAGGGUCUGACUGACUGCCUGCGUAACCUCACCUUGGAGCGCAUUGUAGAGAGGUACAGACACACAGUGAGCCUAGGCAGUGUGGCUGUGAUGUGUCAGUUCUGCAAGCCUCCCCAGUCCCUGGAGGCCACUAAGGGCUGCGCCGACUGCCGAGCCAGCUUCUGUAACGAGUGUUUCAAGCUCUACCACCCCUGGGGGACACCGCGCGCCCAGCACGAACACGUCCAGCCCACCCUCAACUUCAGGCCCAAGGUUCUGUCGUGUCCUGAGCAUGACCAGGAGCGUCUGCACUUCUACUGUAGGACGUGCCAGCGGUUGCUGUGCCCGCUCUGCAAGCUGCGCCGCGUACAUGCCGGGCACAAAGUGGCGCCAGUCGCCCAGGCCUACCAGACUCUCAAGGACAAGAUUACCAAGGAGAUGAACUACGUUCUGGCCAACCAAGAGACGGUGCUGGGCCAGAUCACACAGCUGGAGAGUGCCAUCACUCAGACAGAGGCCAACAGUGUAGCGGCACGGGAGCAGCUGUCUCAGAGCGUGAAGGACCUGACUGCCCUCCUCGCUGAGCGCCACGCCUCAUUGACCGAGGCCCUGGAGAGGGCGAGGCAGAAGCGGGGCGAGGCGUUGGCGGGCCAGGUGGCGGAGAGGCGGAGCCUGCUGGAGCAUGCAGGCCUCAUGGCGUUGUCCCAGGAGCUGCUGAAGGAGACAGACCCGCCCUGCUUCGUCCAGGCAGCACGCCAGACACACAGCAGGUUAUCCACGUCCAUCGAGGGGCUGCAGUGUUUCUCUCUGGCCGCUGAUCCCUCCUUCAGACACUUCCAGCUGGACGUCUCCAAAGAGCUCAAACUCCUCACAGACCUGCAGUUCAUCCAGGCCCCUCUGGCCCCUGUCAUUGACACCCAAAAGACCCUGGCCUAUGACCAGCUUUUUCUGUGUUGGCGGCUGCCUCAGGAAUCCGCUCCCGCCUGGCACUUCUCUGUGGAGUUCCGUCGCCGUGGGGUGGUGCCAGGAGGUGGGGCCAGAGGUGGUAUCCAAGGACGAUUGGCUGCGGCCCGCUGGGGCUGGCAGCGGCUGGAGGAAGUGGGCGGGACCAGUGCUGUGAUUGACAGGUUGGAGAUGGACAGUGUGUAUGUGUUGAGGGUGAGAGGCUGCAACAAGGCCGGCUUCGGGGAGUACAGUGAGGAGGUGUACCUACACACCCCGCCAGCACCAGUGUUAAAUUUUUACCUGGACUCUCGCUGGGGUCUCCAUGCCGACCGGCUGGUGGUGAGUAAGGAGCAGCGCUGCGCCCGGAGCGUCCCCGGUCUGUCCCUGCUGCAGGCCGCCGACCUAGCGCUCACUUCCUGUCACCUGACUGCAGACCUGCUGGUGGGCGACGUGGCCAUCACCCAGGGCAGGCACUACUGGGCAUGCUCAGUGGAGCCCGGCUCCUAUCUGGUCAAGGUGGGGGUGGGCCUAGAGGCCAAACUACAGGAGUGGUUUCAUCUUCCCCAAGACAUGGCCAGUCCCCGCUAUGACCCAGACAGUGGUCAUGACAGUGGGGCGGAGGAUUCUCUGGACUCCCCUCCCCCCUUCUCCUUCCUCACCAUGGGGAUGGGUAAGAUCUUCCUGCCCCACGGUCCCAACCAUCAUAACAACCAUGGUUGCCCCGCCAAUGGCACCAGCCCUCGCCGCAGCCCCACCAUCUCCAACGGGAACAUCCCCGCCUCCUCGCCUACGGGCCUCACCUACCCCCUGCCUCCCAGGCUCGGGGUGUGCCUUGACUUCGAGAAGGGUCGCGUCACUUUCUACGAUGCCCACUCGCUCCGUCCACUGUGGGAAGGGCCUGUCGAUUGCUCCGGCCCCGUUUGCCCGGCUUUCUGUUUUAUUGGCGGAGGGGCGCUGCAGUUACAGGAGCUUGUGGCCAAUCGGAUGGCAGACCAGACUCCGGUCAGGAGGGUCACCAUCCAACCACGUGUCACUAAUCUGAAUAACUAGGCCAGAUUCAAUCCGAAACCACGGUGUAGCGCGCUUGACAUUUAAAGGUAAUUUCCAAUUGUGACAACAUCUGCAGCGUUUACCUUGAAUGUGAUCUCUGCAAAUGCAGUUACAUUGCCUUUAAAACGCGCAUCAAUCAUCUGAGGUGAUUGAUUGGACAUAGAAUGUAAAGUUAAUUGUAAGCUAUUUACUUGGCCGGAGCAAAAAGUUAGUAACCUCAGAGAUUGUUGUUUUGUAUUUCAUUUGUAUGAGAAAAAUAGUUUUUAUUGCAACCAAUAUGCAAAUGUCUAACUUUACUGCAUUAUUUUGGGGGUUUGCACAUUUUAUUUAGUCAGAAAUACUAAAUUGCUUAAGUAGGAGCUGUCAAAUUACACACACAGCAAUUAUGUAAAGUCUCAUUAUAUCUCUGACACUUGCACUAUUAACCACACUAUACUGUAUAUAUUUACAGUAUAUAUGUUUAUAUAUAUGCAAGAACAAAUAUAGUUUAGAAACACUCUUUCUCAGUCAUGUUAUGUCUGGGUGUUCAUCUAGGUCAGGGGUAUUCAAAUCUUACCCUACAAGGUCCGGGCUACUGCUGGUUUCCGUUCGACCUGAUAAUUAAUUGCACCUACCCGGUGUCCCUGGUGGAACUGGCUUUGAGGUCCAGAUUUGAAUUUGACGGAUCUAUGUUUUUUGAUACUUCAUGUAACAGGUUCCCCUUCACUGUGUACUAACACUUUUUACACGUCUACGUCUGUGUAUCUCCAAUGGUAAAAAGUCCUGACUGUUAGUGAAAUCUUCCCACUCACUCCAUCACAACCCCAACCAAAGUGAUUUCUCGGGACUAAAUACUGUUGUAAUUGAGUAGACAGUAGAUUUAGUUAGGUGGAUACCAUGAACAUGAGGCAAUACUGUAAUUAGGAACUGAAUGAUACUGCUUCGGCUUCAGCCACCUUUAUCACUUGCUUCUUGAUUAGUACGUUUGUGCAUUGAUUGUUUUUUCCAAUGUUUAACUUCUGCAGUGUGUGCGUGAAUGUGUGUGUGUAGGAGAAGGAGCGCGAGAAUGCAGUAAUUCACUUGUCUGAUAAUUAUAUUGAUCACCAUUGGCUAAUGAUCAUUUUGGCUUUUAGGGAAUAUUUUGGAUUAUUUCAAAGUGGGCUUGAUUGUAAAUAAUGAGCAGUGCUUCUUAUGAAUGACAAGCUUUCUAGAAAUGUAGGUUGUCUCUGAAAUGGCACCCUAUUCCCUAUAUCGUGCACUACUUUCGACCAACUCGAUUCUUGGUCAAAAGUGGGACGCAGACGAAAUGUAGACUUCUCCUGCUGGCAGAAUGUUUGUAAAAAUAAAAAUAAAAACAUAGACCAACAAUUAACUCUAAAUAAAUACAAAUUCUGAAAAUAAGAAAAAUCUGUCCUCCUUAUUGUUAUGGGUGGUAGUAGUAGUAGUAGUCAAACCAGCUUCAGUUCAUUGUCCUUUGCAUUGUCCUUUGCAAAAUGUGUCACAUUUUCUGAGUACUUUCAUGUCAAAACAGAC